GGCGCCGGCCGUAAGAAGGCGAAAGUGAAAGCAGACAUCUGUUUUAUGCUCGCAAGUCACAGUUUUUACAUUUUCCUUCUUUAGCCUAUAUUUGGCUAGACUUAGGCUAAUAUUCGUGUCUUAGAUAAUGUGUGUGGAUGUUUCGACGACGUAGCCUACAAAUAGAAGGUUUUAAAAAAACCUAGAAUGUUAAGUCAUUGGCUUCGACAAGAUACUUUUGAUUAGCAAUGGCAUUAGAGAGUUUGCUUAUGGUUUGGAUUCUGACAUCAUCUGAAGCCUUCCUGCUACGGGGUCCUGCUGGUCCUCUGAUAGCCCAGCUGGGAGGUUCUGUUCUUCUGCCCUGUUCUGCUGAAACCCCCUUGCCUCUGGAGGAGCUGGAGGUGGAGUGGAGAAGGACAGAUUCAGAAGCACUGGUGCACCUGUUCCAAGAGGGAGAAGUUAGACCAGAAUCACAGAGUUAUGACUAUAGUGGCAGGGCCCAUUUUCUCACAGAGGGAUUUGUUGCAGGAAAUUACUCUCUGCAGCUCACUAAUGUGACCCGUGCGGAUGGUGGAGUUUACACCUGUAAAGUGUUUACAAAUCUGGACUCAAACGAAAUCACAGCUGAAAUCAAAGAUAUUGAGCGCCUUGUAGUUACUGGGACCGGUGUGGCCUCUGCCUAUGUUGGUGAUGAGGUCACUCUGAACUGCUCUGUGGACUCCCAUAUCCCUCCUGGGGAACUGGAGAACGUCACCUGGAAGAAGAAAGACCAGGAGAUGCUAGUGCUAGUUUUCAGAUAUGAUCAGAUCGUGCCAGUCUCUGCACAUGAACUUUAUCGAGACAGAGCGGACCUCUUCACUGCUGAAAUCCCCAAAGGAAACUUCUCCCUGAGACUCAAACACGUCAGGCCUGAGGACAAGGGAGAAUAUGUCUGUGAAGCCCACAGUGGUCAUCUGUCAGCCAACACCAUUAUUGCCCUGCAGGGACUGGGACCUCCGCCUGUGCAGAUCUUGGCAUUAGUGUUGUGUGUCAUUGCUCUUCUGUUGGCUCUUGGGCUUGGGGUUCCUUCAUGUAUCCAUUUAGUAUCAAACGUGAUGCCUAGACGAUACCCAGGAUACGUGGGGGAAGAGGUGGUUCUGUCAUUGGACAAGGAAGAUCUCCCUGGGACAAUAGUCAGUGUAACCUGGAAGAAGAAAGGCCAAGUUAUUUUAGCAUUCCAGGAUGGAAAGGUCUUACUGGCCUCCCCAGAGAGCAGUUAUCAUGGCAGAACAGAGUUUGCAGGAAACCCCGAUGAGGAUGAGGACGAGGAUGAAGAUGGAGAUGAGGAUGGGGAUGGGCAUUUCUCACUGAGACUGAAGAAUGUCGAAACUGAAGAUGAAGGAGAGUACAUCUGUGAAGUUCAUACCAGUGAGCGAUCAGAGCGAUCUGUAGCGCUGCAAGUGUGUAAGUGUCCACGUUAUGCUUUGACAUUUCUACAGUGA
Clupea harengus (Atlantic herring) is the source of this 1460-nucleotide messenger RNA. Its product is annotated as CD276 antigen-like. Gene Ontology annotation, cellular component: external side of plasma membrane. Gene Ontology annotation, biological process: positive regulation of T cell proliferation; negative regulation of T cell proliferation; T cell costimulation. NCBI's taxonomy places the organism in Eukaryota, Metazoa, Chordata, Actinopteri, Clupeiformes, Clupeidae. The record is from RefSeq and is a predicted model, not a curated record. Bases 228 to 1460 code for a protein of 410 amino acids. The transcript is spliced from 5 exons.